Molecule: messenger RNA, 456 nt
Organism: Microthlaspi erraticum
Lineage: Eukaryota; Viridiplantae; Streptophyta; Magnoliopsida; Brassicales; Brassicaceae
Source: the annotation of a GenBank genome assembly
AUGGAGAAAGUUCUUAGAUCGUUAGAUCCAAAAUUCGAGCAUAUUGUCACCGUCAUCGAGGAGACAAAAGAUCUGGAGUCUAUGACUAUAGAGCAACUUCUUGGGUCAUUACAAACUUGUGAAGAAAAGAAGAAGAAGAAGGAAGAUAUUGCAGAACAAGUACUCAAGAUGUGUAUUGUUCAUGAUAAAGAAGAAGGUGAUAGAAGCCAUCCAAGACGAGGAGGCAGUCAAGCCCGAGGACGAGGUCAUGGAUAUGGAAACGGACGAGGUUGGAGACCAAAUGAAGACCGCACCAACCAAAGAGGAGAAAAUUCAUCAAGAGGCCGUGGAAGAGGAAGUCCAAAAUCAACGUACGAUAAGUCAAGCAUCAAAUGCUACAAUUGUGGAAAGUUUGGACAUUAUGCUUCUGAAUGUAGAGCUCCAAACAACAAUAGAGUUGAAGAGAAGUCCAAUUAA